CUUUAGAAGUUACUCUUUGGGGUGAAAAUUGAAAAUCUAUACUACAUUUGAAAAGAGUGGAAAAAUUAAGGAAAGAAAAGUGACCAAAGAGAAGAGGGGGUUGCUCUCUCAUCAUCGUCGUCACCUUCUUCAUCAUCACCUCUUCAAAUUUCCCAGAUUAUUAUCAUUCACCCCCAAUUUUAUUCAACAAUGCCCUAAUUUCACACACCUCUCUAAAAAUCAAAAUUAAUAUUCUAAAUCAUGUCCGCCAUUUACAACCCAUAAGCUUACCUCAUCUUCUUCCUUCUCUCUCCUCAAUCCCAAUUUCGUAUUCCAAUUUUUGGGGCGAAAAUUAUGCACAGAGAAAGAGGUAAUGUCGGCGGUGUGCCGUCGAAGUCGUCGGAAAUCGGAAGUAUUGAUCGGAAACGCAUCAAUGAUGUGUUAGAUAAGCAUCUCGAUCGAAGCUCCCCUUCGACUUCGAGGGGAUUGAGCACUAACCCCAAGGAUAAAGAAUUUAGGGUUUCUGCGCCUUCGAGUUCUAUCGGAAAAACGCCGCCUGAUUUCUCUGAUUUGAAUAAUUCCAAGGAUCUCUCUGAUGAGGAGUCUGAAACUGACAGUGACGAAUCCGAUGUUAGUGGUUCUGAUGGUGAGGAUACAUCAUGGAUUUCAUGGUUUUGCAAUUUGCGAGGGAAUGAAUUUUUCUGUGAGGUUGAUGACGAUUAUAUCCAAGAUGACUUCAAUCUUUGUGGAUUAAGCAGCCAAGUACCAUAUUAUGAUUAUGCGCUUGACCUCAUUUUGGAUGUCGAAUCUUCUCAUGGUGAUAUGUUUACGGAGGAACAGAAUGAGUUGAUAGAAUCUGCAGCAGAGAUGCUUUAUGGCCUGAUUCAUGUCCGAUACAUCUUGACUACUAAAGGAAUGGCUGCAAUGUUAGAGAAAUACAAAAACUAUGAUUUUGGGCGUUGUCCUAGGGUUUACUGCUCUGGGCAGCCUUGCCUUCCUGUUGGCCAAUCCGACAUUCCACGAUCAAGCACUGUGAAAAUCUACUGUCCAAAAUGUGAAGACAUCUAUUAUCCGAGAUCCAAAUACCAAGGCAAUAUAGAUGGUGCUUACUUUGGUACUACAUUCCCUCACCUUUAUCUGAUGACGUAUGGGAACCUCAAGCCAACACAAGCAAAUACUACUAGGAGCUAUGUGCCAAGGAUUUUCGGUUUCAAGGUGCACAAGCCUUGAUUGAUGCCAGCAUUUUAUGCUGCAUCUCACAAUGCCGAAAAACCCACUGCUUAGCAGUGUUCUGCGUUUUGUUUUUUUUUUCCUUAUCGAGUAAAUAUGCUUCAAAUUUUCCAGGUAAAAUGCAGUGGCUUUUGCAAAUUCACAAAUGAACUUUUAGAGAAGUUCUAUGUACAAUGGCUAAAGCCACAUUCAAAGUUGUUAGUGACAGUGUGCAUGUAAUUUUUAUUUUUAUAUUUUUAUUGAUAAUCAGUUAGUUUCA
Messenger RNA from Spinacia oleracea (spinach), 1468 nucleotides. RefSeq names its product putative casein kinase II subunit beta-4. The transcript has 5 exons. The record is from RefSeq and is a predicted model, not a curated record. NCBI's taxonomy places the organism in Eukaryota, Viridiplantae, Streptophyta, Magnoliopsida, Caryophyllales, Amaranthaceae. Gene Ontology annotation, molecular function: protein kinase regulator activity. Gene Ontology annotation, cellular component: protein kinase CK2 complex; cytoplasm. The coding region runs from base 334 to 1209 and encodes 291 amino acids.